UUUGUUUCUCGCAAACAAUAAUUCUUCAAUUAAUAACUGCUACUACACACACUGCCUACCGCAGCAUGGUAAAAUGGCCUACCCUACUGUUCAUGAAGAACGUGAAUUGAGUCGCGUCCUUGAAAGUACACAUCACGACCAAGAAGAAGGCUCUGAAGAUCCAAUACAAAGGCCGCAAACACUGCCCCCAGCUGACCAUGGCCGCGCCGCCUAUCUUGCUCUUGCAUGUUGCACCAUUGCACAAGCUCCAAUUUGGGGAUACUCUGUCUCCUUUGGCAUCUUUCAAGAAUACUAUAGCGAUCCCAUGCACGGCAUAGAUGCUUCUCCCGGGGCCAUAGCCACUGUGGGGUCUAUGCAAAUGGGCAUCAUGUAUCUCAUGAUGCCUGUCAUAUUCAUGAUAUUGAACAAAUAUCCGCAUCUCCGGCGUUGGUGUGGCCCUGCCGGACUUUUGAUCACAAUGGCAAGCUUGUCUGCUUCUGCUUUCGUCAACACCAUCGUGGGUUUGAUCGCCACCCAAGGCGCACUCUACUCAAUUGGCUGUGGGCUUCUCUUCAGCCCCAUCUCUCUGUAUAUGGACGAGUGGUUCAUUCAACGAAAGGGACUCGCCUACGGAAUCAUGUGGUCGGGCAAAUCAUCAGUUGGUGUCGCCAUGCCUUUCGUCUUCAGCAGCUUGCUACGCCGCUUUGGUCUUCGCGCAACGAUUCUUUCGUGGACCAUAGCUUCUGCCAUUAUGAUAUUACCAACGCUCUUCUUUCUCAGUCCCCGUAUUCCACUGUCUUCUACGACCCGUUCCCGACCUCUCUCGUUUGCGUUUCUCCGGCAUACAUCGUUUUGGAUGAUGCAAAUUGGAAUCAUCAUUCAAUCUCUCGGCUAUCUCAUGCCAAGCACGUAUCUAGCCAGCUACGCCUCCGCCAUUGGUCUUUCUUCAGUAACGGGUCCCAUUCUACUUGCAUUAUUUUCUACGGCAUCGGUGCCUGGAUCAUUGGUUCAUGGCUGGUUGGGAGAUAAGCUUUCAGCGACCAAAGUGAUCCUCCUUUCAUCCUUUGGAAGUGCCCUCCCUGUUUUCCUUCUCUGGGGACUUGGCCAUCAACUUAGUACCAUGGUUGUUUUCGUCGUCCUUUAUGGCUUCUUUGCUGGAGGGUUCAGUUCUACCUGGUCUAGUAUGUUGCACGAGAUCAAGCGAGAAGAUGGAGCUGCAGAAUCCUCCCUUAUCUUCGGUCUUCUUUUGGGAGGUCGGGGACUCGGAUAUAUCCUUGGUGGGCCAAUCAGCGGCUCACUUUUGUCUAUCAAGGGGGCUAUUGCAGAGGAACCGUUGGGUUAUGCCACCAAGUACGGUCCCAUGAUUCUCUGCACCGGUAUUACUGCCGUCAUGGGAGCCUGGGCUCCUUUGUGGAAGGGGGCGAGGAUCGUGAGUAAAGAGGGACUUACAACUUGCUCUCAUUUAUUCACGACAGACUAAAGGGUAAGAGGACUAUGCAAUGUUAUCGCAAAGACAUAUGUGCACUAGCACCACUGGCUUCAUGAGCCGUAAAAAAGGUAAAGGUAAUGGUGGUACACAGAGUUGGCUAGCGCAUCCUUGUGACGAGUUUUCUUCUUCUAUUUCGCCGUUUUCUCGUCUAUCUCGACACACGCCCAAGCAUCUGACUCGGGUAGAUUCAUGCGGUUACUACUUAUAAGUGCUAUUAGCUACAGAAGCCCUUUUUAGGGUUUUGCGAAAAAAGACAUCGUUCGUUCACUGUACCUCUAAUUCCGGGUCUCAGCUCCAUCAACAGGGUGGCUUGACUACAGAGCCUUGUUUAGCAAGGCAACAACAGAUUCCAGAACAGUUAUAUCUGUAUUUAACGUCAUUCACUUUAUCGAUAUCUAGUUUUAUC
Molecule: messenger RNA, 1874 nt
Organism: Trichoderma harzianum CBS 226.95
Lineage: Eukaryota; Fungi; Ascomycota; Sordariomycetes; Hypocreales; Hypocreaceae
Exons: 2
Coding region: 74-1459 (461 amino acids)
Biological process (GO): transmembrane transport
Cellular component (GO): fungal-type vacuole membrane
Molecular function (GO): transmembrane transporter activity
Source: RefSeq, a predicted model, not a curated record